AUGUGGAUUCAAUGCUGUUUAGACAGAAGUUUCGGGAAUAAAGCCUGGUCCAAUUUAUUUCCGGCCUCAAACCAAACCUUCUUGGAGAAGAGAGGAUCUGAUCAUAGGCCUGUCUGGCUAAAUCUUGGUGCUUCUCCGGAUGUCUUUAAAGGGCAGUUCAGAUUCGACAAGAGAUUUCUGAUGGAACCGAAGGUUAGAGAAGAAGUCAGUUUGAUUUGGGCAAGGCACGGAGAUGAAAGGCUCCUGGAUGUCUCUCAAAAGAUCAGAAAAUGCAGAAAUGUGAUGAGUCAGUGGAAGAAGAAGAAGAUCUUUAAUGCUAAAGACAAAAUUCAAUUACUCCAAAAUCAGUUGGAGUGGCUGCAAUCGAGAUCCUUUCCUUGCUUCUUCAAGAUCAAUGAAGUGAAGCGAAAUCUUAUGAGAGCAUACAAGGAGGAGUCGAUGUUUUGGGAACAAAGGAGCAGGGAAAAAUGGUUGAACAAGGGUGAUAGGAAUUCUAAGUUCUUUCACUCAGCUGUCAAAGUUAACAGAUCAAAGAACCAUUUGCAGAAACUGAAAAACAAAGAGGGCAUAGAUCAAUGGUCUGAUGGGGCUAAAGCGGAGGUGGCACUGGAGUAUUUCUCGGAUCUUUUUAAAUCUUCAAACCCAAGGUCCUAUGCGCCAGUGCUCCAAAGCAUGGAGAAGAAGGUAACAGCAGAGAUGAACUGUGAGCUGACUAAACCAAUAUCGAAGGAAGAAGUAAAAGAAGCGAUGUUCUCUAUCGAUCCGAACAGCGCUCCGGGCCCAGACGGAAUGACAGGUUUGUUCUUUCAAAAGUUCUGGAGGGAGAUUGGGGAGCAGGUCACUGAAGAGAUUCAAGAAGUAUUCAUAUCAGGGGUCAUGCCGAAAGAUUGGAAUUUCACAUACUUGUGUUUGAUUCCGAAGAUUCCUCAUCCGGAACUGAUGUCUGAUUUGAGACCUAUAAGUCUUUGCUCAGUGCUCUACAAAUGCAUAGCCAAGAUUCUGGUUAAAAGGAUGCAGCCGUGGCUUCAGCAGAUUGUUUCAGUGAAUCAAUCAGCAUUUGUGAGUGAAAGACUUAUCUCCGACAACAUCAUCAUAGCGCAUGAAGCUGUACAUGCUCUGAGAUCUCACCCUGCCAUUGCAAAGGACUUCAUUGCAGUAAAGACGGACAUGUCAAAAGCGUACGACCGAGUGGAAUGGAGUUACCUUAGGUCUCUCUUACUGGCUAUGGGUUUCUGCGGGAUAUGGGUGGAAUGGAUCAUGAUGUGCAUAUCUUCUCCGUCCUUUGCGGUUCUCAUCAAUGACCAACCUUUUGGUCUGCUGUCUCCACAGCGAGGAUUAAGACAAGGCGAUCCUCUAUCGCCUUUUCUUUUUGUUUUAUGCACUGAAGGGUUAACUCACCUCAUGAAUGUGGCCAAUAGGAACAGGAUUUUGGAUGGAAUGAGUUUCUCUGAAGAAGGCCCUACGGUUCACCACUUGUUUUUUGCGGACGACAGCCUGUUCUUAUGCAGGGCUGAGGUGAACCAAGUGCAAGCGCUAAACAAGAUUCUGCUGUUCUAUGGAGAGGCGACAGGGCAGGUCAUUAAUCUCCAAAAAUCCUCGAUAUCUUUUGGGGAUAAGGUGGCAACAGAAACAAGAACUCUCAUCAAGGAAGCCUUGGGGAUUUUCAGUGAAGGCGGGGCCAGUAAAUAUCUUGGAGUUCCUGAAUGUUUCUCUGGUUCUAAAGUUAAUUUAUUAUCUUAUUUGAAGGACAAAACUCAGACUAGACUGGAAGGGUGGUAUCUCAAACAUCUAUCACAAGCUGGGAAAGAAAUUCUCCUGAAAUCCUCUGCAUCAUCGCUUCCAGUUUACCCAAUGACGUGCUUCCGUCUCCCCAAAACGCUGGUCUCGAAGCUGUCUAGCCUAAUGGCUAAUUUCUGGUGGGGAGCUGAUGCUCAUUUAAGGAAGAUACAUUGGGUGGCAUGGGACAGAAUGUGUCUCCCCAAGCAACUCGGAGGUUUAGGUUUCAGAGACCUAGAGUGUUUUAAUCAGGCUUUGCUGGCCAAGACUGCAUCGAACAUCAUGACUAGACCUAACUCCUUGGUUGCCCGGUUUCUCUCGAGCCGAUAUUUCUCUAACGGUAACUUCCUAUCUGCAGCCACUGGACAACGCCCAUCCUUUGUAUGGCGAAGCCUGGUAUUUGGCAGAGAUUUGGUCAGAUUAGGACUUGUCCAUAGGGUAGGGAAUGGAAAAAACACGAGGGUGUGGAUAGAUAAGUGGGUGGACGAUCCGGCUGAAGGUCCUAGACCUCCGUGGAGAAAGAAUUACUUCUUUGAUGUCAAUCUGCUGGCAUCUUCUCUCAUUGAUCAGCACACGAGAAGAUGGGAUCUGAAUGCGCUGGAGCAGAUCUUUGUGCCAGGGGAUGUUGAAAUCAUCAUGAAAAAUCAACCGGUGAUAUCGAAAGAGGACUUCACGGUUUGGAAAUACAACAAGAAUGGCAUCAUCUCGGUCAAGUCAGCCUAUUGGUUAGCUUCCUCUACCAAGACUAAGCUGAAGAUGAGAGAAGUGGUAUGUCUUCCUUCAAUCAAUCCUAUCAAGGAGAAAAUUUGGAAGAUAAUCACCUCUCCAAAGAUUAAGGUUUUUUUGUGGAAGAUGGUGAGUGAUGCGAUUCCAGUAGCUGAAUUAAUCAGGUCCAGAGGUAUGAAAGUUGAUGGAAUUUGCCAGGUCUGUGGCGUAUCUGAUGAGACCAUAAAUCACAUUUUCUUUGAGUGCACGUUUGCUAGACAGGUAUGGGCUCUCUCUGGAAUCCCGCAUCCUAAUGGAGGAUUUCAUCUAUCAUCGGUCUACGUUAAUGUCCACCAUCUAAUGGAGAUGCAACGACCGAGACAAGGAGAAGAGGAUAAGCGAAGGAGAUGGUCAUGGAUUCUUUGGUCCAUAUGGAAAUCUAGGAAUGCUUUGCUCUUUGAAGGGAAGUACUUUCUUCCUGAGGAGACUGUUGCCAAAGCUAUACAUGAUGAAGAAGAGUGGAGGAUGGCCCAGAUUGUGGACAAAGAGUACCAGCAUCUUGAGUCUCACCAGGUUUUGGAGAAGGUGAAGAAAUGGAGUCCGCCACCUGAAAAUUGGCUUGUCUGUAAUUUUGCUUUUGACUGGUGCAAGCACAGAAGAAUGAUGGGAGGUGCGUGGGUUGUGAGAAAUGAAAGAGGAGUUGUCAUUUUUCAUAGCAGAAGGGCUUUCUCCGAUAUCCACUCCAAAGAGGAGGCUAAACUUCAAGUUGUUCUCUGGGCCGUUGAAAGUAUGCGCAGCAUGAGAAUCAACAAAAUCAUAUUUGCUGGAGAGAUGGAUGAUUUGCUGGGAGCGAUGAACCGCCCUCAGGCUUGGCCCUCUUUCGGGUUUCAAGUAGGAGAAAUUGAACUGGAGGCUCGAGGUAUGGAGGAGAUUAGAUGGGAAGUGAUCACGAGAACUCAGAAUAGAGGUGCAACUUUGAUAGCUCAAAGUGUGAAGAGACAAAACAGGGGGCAAUCUUAUGUAGCAAGGAGUCUUCCUUGUUGGCUCUUUGAACUCUUUGUGAAUGAAAGUCGUGGCCUCUAG
Messenger RNA from Raphanus sativus (radish), 3564 nucleotides. RefSeq lists its product as uncharacterized. The record is from RefSeq and is a predicted model, not a curated record. NCBI's taxonomy places the organism in Eukaryota, Viridiplantae, Streptophyta, Magnoliopsida, Brassicales, Brassicaceae. The transcript has a single exon. Gene Ontology annotation, molecular function: nucleic acid binding; RNA-DNA hybrid ribonuclease activity. The coding region runs from base 1 to 3564 and encodes 1187 amino acids.